AUGUCUUCUGAUCAGACUGUCUUGUUCGACCUUCCCAGCAAGUCUCCUCGUGCUGCUUGGUCUUUGAACCCAUGGAAGACUCGCUUCCUCCUCAACUUCAAGGGCAUCGACUACAAGACUGAAUGGCUUGAGUACCCAAACAUCAAGCCCACCUUGGAGCCCCACGUCUCGGCCAACGAGUCGACAGGAACAUGGACUAUUCCCACCGUCAAGUUCCCCGACGGAACUUAUCUCAUGGACUCGCGCAAGAUUGUUGAGCGUGUGGAAAAGGAGCACCCUGAGCCUUCAAUCCACCUAGACUCGCCUACCUUAGCCAAGCUGGAGGAGAUCAUGCCCCGUAUCAUGGGACCUCUUCGAGCCAUCUACUUCACUACCGUCCCUGAGCGGUUGUUGAACGAAGAGAGUGUGCCUUACUGGCACGAGACUCGGUCCAAGUUGGCCGGUAUGCCGCUCGACCAGCUAAACAAGGAGAAGGGUGGCCAGGUUGCCUGGGACGCUGCCAAGCCCAUCAUCGCAGAGGUCGAGGCCCUGCUCAAGGAGAACUCGGAGGGUCCCUUCUUCCUGGGCAAGACUCCCAGCUACGCCGACUUUGUCUGGGCUGGCUUCCUCAUCUUUAUGCAGCGCAACCAGGUCAUUGAUGAUCUCUACAACGUCAGCGGUGACAGCCAGCUUCACAAGGAUCUUUUGGAGGCGACUGCUCCCUGGCACAAGAGGAAUGAUCAUUAA
Messenger RNA from Fusarium keratoplasticum, 726 nucleotides. RefSeq names its product GST N-terminal domain-containing protein. NCBI's taxonomy places the organism in Eukaryota, Fungi, Ascomycota, Sordariomycetes, Hypocreales, Nectriaceae. The transcript is spliced from 4 exons. The coding region runs from base 1 to 726 and encodes 241 amino acids. The record is from RefSeq and is a predicted model, not a curated record.